This is a messenger RNA of Pectinophora gossypiella (pink bollworm), 8118 nucleotides long. It is a transcript of the gene CycJ, whose product is annotated as cyclin-J. The transcript has 6 exons. Gene Ontology annotation, biological process: regulation of cyclin-dependent protein serine/threonine kinase activity; mitotic cell cycle phase transition. Gene Ontology annotation, molecular function: cyclin-dependent protein serine/threonine kinase regulator activity. Gene Ontology annotation, cellular component: cyclin-dependent protein kinase holoenzyme complex; cytoplasm; nucleus. Lineage: Eukaryota; Metazoa; Arthropoda; Insecta; Lepidoptera; Gelechiidae. The record is from RefSeq and is a predicted model, not a curated record. Bases 303 to 1604 code for a protein of 433 amino acids.
AUUCUUCCAUUCGUCGUUGCACCAUUUUUUAUUCGAGUGUCAUAGUAAUGCCUUGCGCGCGACUGCAGCGUCAUGUGAUAGAAAAUCGUGAAUAAUUUAAUUUUGCGCGUUUUGCUCGUUUAUUUUUUUUAUUAAAUUAUGACAAGAAAGAAAUCUACUUUGCAUCCAUAAUUGGUAAUUGCGAAAUAGUUGUUCAAUUCAAAGUAGUAAUUUUAUUUGACACUUGUAUCCACGUGGUGAACGUCAAGAAUUCAGUCGACGUGUUAAUUUUCCUCGCGGUAAAUUGAUAGAAUAUUUAGUUCAUGACCGCAUUUACUGUUACCAUUGAGUCCUUGAACAUGUCGAAGCUGAAUGUGUCGGCUGCAGUGAGCUCCUCUACGGAGGAGGCCCCGAGACCAUCGACCACAACCGUGAACGUGAAACAGGACUUAAACUACUUGACAGAUCCAGAUAAUGAGUACUACAAUGAAUACAGGGAGGACAUCUGGAAGAGUCUCUUGGAGCAGGAGGCAGAGAAACCACCUAUACAUCUGCAGUCCCCUCAGUUGGAGUUCCGCGGCACGUUAGUUCAGCAGCUGCGUGACGUCACCAAGAAGUUGGACCUGAGUCUGGCGACACUGCACUCCGCGGUCGCUCAGCUGGACCUGUUCAUGGACGCUCACCGCUUGCGUGGCGACAGACUGACACACGUCGCGCUGGCUUGCCUCAGUCUUGCAGCAAAGAGUGAAGAGAAGAAAAGCAGGGCUCCAACUCUGAAGACUCUUUCAAAGAUCAGCGGCAUCCAGCUAUGUGGGAAGACUUUCAAGCAGUUAGAGCUGAUGGUUGGUCAGCAUGUGAGGUGGAGGCUGCUGGCUCCGACCCCUGUGACCUUCGCGGCGCUCCUGGCCCCACUAGUAGUCACUGAUGCCGACCUCACCACAAGGCACCCCAAGUUCGUAAGGCGGUUCAAGCGCGACGGAGCAAAGUUGCUUGACGCAUAUCUGGACUUGACUUUGUCCGAUGUACGCCUGAAAGUGGUAGACUCUGUGGACGUGGGGUGCGCGUGUGUUGCGUGCGCCCGCGCCGACCUCGGCCUCUGCGCAUGGCCACCAGCCCUCAUCAAAGCCUCUGGUAGGCAGUAUACCUCAGUCGCGCCCAUCUCACGUCUUUUACAGAGGAUGAUGCAUAUCUUGAAGUCUCGUGAGAGCAAUGUGGACUCAGAAGUCGAUCAAGGGUACAGUAGCGCUCGGACAUCACCAAAUCUGACUCCAAAUUUGACUCCGUGCGCGUCUCCGAGCCACGUGUCACCUGCUACCAGCUGCAGCUCUUCCACCAGCUGUGUGGACAACUCUUACCGUCACCGUCCCAUUGAGCAGGCAGAGUACUCCGUCUUGGACCUGAAUGACACCGUACCCCCACCGCCUCCGAUGCAGUACCCACCAGCAAUUGACACCACAGAAAGACACUUCCACAGAGCUGACCACGCCGAAGACCACAGGUAUUACAGGGCCAGCAGACUGUUAGAAGCUAGUUUAGACGCACAACCGUCAACCAGUAUGGUUGUGAAACGUGGUUUAGACCCGGUUGAGUACGAAAAGAAAAGGUACAAGUGGUUCUAUGAUUAAUCUCUAGUCUUUUUUUAUUAGCUGCGUAUUCAUGAGUGUUCUGUGUACUGUUUUUUUUUUUUUUAUUUUUUGUAAAUGCAACCGGGCUUACGCCUCAAUGUGAAUUAGUUUAUCGAUUUUUGUGAUAUUUCUGUAGUCAUUCAUGAACGUGAGUUUUUGUUAUUGGAAAUACUUUUGAUUGUUAACAAGUCUUUCAUAUGAAAUUGCCUCUAUACGCUUAAACAUGAAUGAUACUUCGGGAGAACGAGACAAACAAAGAAAUUCACCAUUGUAUUAUUAGUAGACAAUCUGAAGUAUUUCCAUUGAUGAUUUAGCAUAAUUAUUGUCUAUUUAUUCCAAGCUGCGACCUUUUAUAGUGCGCGUUAGAAAUAGAUUUAGGUGCGAAUAUUGUAAUGUUAGAAGGGAUAGAAAAAAUCUUACUCAUGCCAUCACAGUACAGCACGGAAGAAAGUAAAUAUGCGAGGUAGGUUGUUCACCCCCCAGACACUUCAUACAAAACACCUCCUUUUACACAGUGUGACGUGUAACGCCCAUACGAUUGAAGACUAAAGUAAGACCGAGGGGGGGCAGGGUGAGGAAAGGAGUCUACAUAUCGCCUUAUGAUGAGAACCACAUAAGCGCUUUUUUUGAAAAAUAAUUGCGAUGUGAUUUUUGUUGACAAAACUUCGCAAUAGACACGCUAGUUUGAAUCCAGGCUAAAGUGUGUGGUAUACAUUUGUUAUUAAAAUAAGCAAGGAACAAGGAAAUUUACUGUGAGACGAAUUUGGGACAUUGGCACAUGAAUUUACUCAUGAAUUUAGGUAACUGAACUUUAUACUUAUUUCAUUUUCUUCUAUCGCGUGGGUUGUGAGGUGAUGACCAACCUCAUCAGCCCUGGUGUCAGGGUUAUUACUGAGCCGCCAUAGGCCCCUGACAUUUCAUAAUUAUGUUAUACACACCUACUUGGCAUAUAUUGUUUAUGAUUCUCUCUCGUUAUCUGUUGCCUUUAUUUUACGCAUCUGUUUAUUUGUCGUAUCUAUUAUGUAUAGCUGCCACAGAAACGCUGUUUGAAUCAUCUGAUAAAGAUGUAAAGGCCUGUGAUGAUUAUGUAUAAUUUGGUCGAAUUUGAAGUGGUCGCCAUGGCUGAAAUCGGUCGGAGAGAGAUCACUCAUCUAUGUAUAAUUUAACCCCUUGGCAUACUAUCUACCUUUGACUUAUACUUUCCAUGUUUUUCGUAACCCUUUAAUUCAUAUAUUUUCUUCAUAAUUAUAUUUGCUUAUUUUCUUCUUUAUUGUAAGCAAAUCCCGAAACUUUUUUUCGCACGAUAGUUCAAAGUAUUUAUAAGCGUAACUUUGGUACUGGCAGAAUAUCAGUUGCUAAGUGUGGUAUUUCUACUAUCCUUCGCAACAACAUGCUGAAUCAGUCCCAUUUCCCGGGCAGUGAAUUUUUGAUUUGGAUACUUAUCUUUAUCUUCUCUACUAUUGUACUGCACUGUUUUGGGAAUAAAAUUAUUCUAUUCUAAUUUAAGAUUAUAUUAUUGAUACGGCCUGGCUAGGAUUACUUAUACAUACGCGGGUAUUAUUCACUGUAUAUAUAGUCUUUUACAGGAGCUCGGUGGCGCAGCGGUUAACGCGCUUGGUCUGCGAUUGUUGAAGUUAAGCAACUUUCGCAAAGGCCGGUCAUAGGAUGGGUGACCACAAAAAAAAAUAUUUUCAUCUCGAGCUCCUCCGUGCUUCGGAAGCCACGUUAAGCCGUUGGUCCCGGCUGCAUUAGCAGUCGUUAAUAACCAUCAAUCCGCACUGGGCCCGCGUGAUGGUUUAAGGCCCGAUCUCCCUAUCCAUCCAUAGGGAAGGCCCGUGCCCCAGCAGUGAGGACGUUAAUGGGCUGAUGAUGAUGAUAGUCUUUUUGGUAAAAAUAGGGCAGUGGUAGUGGUCUACCACUGCCCUAUUUUUCCCUAAAAAAGUACCAUGGUAAAUGCUGCACCGACAAGAGCGUGGCUUUUAAAUUGAUGAUGAUAUAGUCUUUUAAGCACUUUUAUAGUUCCUACAUAAGUACAUAACAGUCUUAAUGAGAUAAUUUUUCCAAGUAAAUCAUACCCGCGUGUGUAUAAGUAAUGAUAGCUAGGCCAUAUCAAUAAUAUAAUCUAAAAUUCAUGUGCUAAUGUCCCAAAUCCGUUUCACAGUAAGUUACCUCGCUCACAACAUAUUUUAACGUUUUCUACCUAAAAUGAACUUAAUUGAAUGAUAUUGAGCUUUUGUUGGAGAAAAUCAGAUCUGAUUGUGCUUUUUCAAUAAGGCACUUACGUGGUAUUCGUCAUAAGGAGACUAUAUAGAGAAAUGGCUCUCUUAUACCGGGUGUUAGUGACAUCGUAACGAAAACUUUGAGGGAUGAUUCAGCUCAUUAUUCUGACUUAAUAUCAAGUGGAAUUUUCCAUCACAAAAGUAUAGAAUUGAAAAUAAUUUAAAAACAACUAAAAAAACAUCAAUUUUGCAACUGAAAAUUCCACUUGAUAUUAACUCAGAAUCAUGGUCUGAAUCAUGCCCCUCAGUAUUCGUUACGAUGUAAUUUACACCCUGUAUACAAUCAUAUAAAAACGAUGCAUACAGUAGUCUACUUGACAACCUAGUCAAAUGAGAUAUUUUUUAUGAAACCUCAAAAGGAAAGUUUUCUUUGAAGUUUGCAUGGAAAUACUACCCUGUGACGUCACCGAAAAAAGCUGUCCAACGUCGUACUCAUUGUUACUUAAUUCGUAAAUAAGAUUCGAAAAUAAGUGGAAAAGUAAAAUGAGGUCGAUUUUUGAUUAUCUUAGACUGGCUUCUAUUUCUAGCAGCAUUUUAUAUUUUACCCAGUCAAAUAUCCUAUUGUCGGUAGCAUUUCCAAUGUACAUCCACAAAGUGACGCGUCACACAUUAUCGAAAUAUGGCUGAAAAUGUUGUGUAGAGAAGUAACCCCGCCCUCCCCACCUAUCCGCCAGAGGCCCUUGUCGGUCUAUGCUCUUACCUGGGGUGAACAAAACAUAAUUCCUUUACAAACUGAACAACUUAAUUACAUGAACAAAUCAUUAUCCCUUCUCGCAAAUGUGUAAACAAAUUGUAUUUAUUAGAAUUAUUAGUAUAAUGGAGAGAAUUAAGUAAAGGUUAAUCAUGGAAAAUAUUUUACUGGUUGUUAAAUAAUGACUUAAGUGAAAUCAAUUUACAAAUGUGUUUAUAAUGUUUUUCUAUGAUUACCCUGAGGCUCAAUACAUGCAUGUACUCCAGUAUUUAAAGAUAUUAGCAGAAUGUAACUGCUUAGUUUUAGUUAGGAACAAAUUUUCUCGUCAAUUUCAGAAUGGGACAAGAGUAAUGAUAAAUGUAAAAAAUAUACCUAACAUUGUAAGAAAUUGACCCCUUGUAUUAAAUGAAUUGACAUAAAUACAAAAUUCGAUGUUAACGAGCUUAAAAACCGUACCGUACGAGUACAAUGCGUCGCCAAACCAACUAAUGUAGGCUCUAACUGGAUAUGUGCAAAAAGACAAUGAUCCUAGGUCAUUUUUGCGUUUACGGUAAUAAUAUAUACAUCCGGUGUUCGAAGAACCACUUUCUUACGCAGAUUCUCGUUUUAAACUGUUUAUAGUCGCGUAUACUUGUGUUUCGUACAUACAAAAUCGUUUUAUCCUACUCAAAACAUGGCGUACACGCCGCGACAAAUACUUUCCGUGUCUACGUCACAGCGUGUUGACGUAUAUCGACGUAGACAGCGUUUGUCGUAUACCUCAACUUAAACAGCGACUGGCCUGUAAUAAUGUCAAUGUAAAAACUAUUCCAGAUGCCCAAGCAAAACGUUAAUGUGUUAUAAGCUCAAGGCAUCGGGGAUACUUAGAAGUAUUUGAAGAAAAAAAAACAAUCGAUUGCGUUUUAUUGUAUUUAGUUCCACGUUGUUAAACCAACUACGCGUACAAAUGUAAAUACCACUACAUAUGUGCAAAGUUGGGUAGACAUAUUUUUACCAUGGCAGCUCUAACAUAGUGAGUGCAAUUUCUGCUAAUAACUUCUUAAUAUCUGCCGUAUUUGGUUCAAUGAACUAAAGUGUUACCAUUUUAAUAAAACAACGUUCGCCUUAAAUUCUACUCUGCCAAACUACUCGUACUCAGAAACUGUGCAUUCCUUCGCAUGUUUAUUUGAUAAAAACUUCAAUAUAUUUGAUGAUUUGCUCACGGUUUUUACGUUUGUACUUGGAUUUGGAUUAUUUAAUAGUUGAUGAAAAUACAUCACAAGUUCUUACCGCCUUAGCAUACCGUAAAAUGCUGUAGCCUUACCAAAUAAUCGCAAUACUGUCUAUUUCAGCUCGGCUAAGAUAUUUCGCAUUUGAGUAACAUUUUCGGACUUUCUACUAUUAGGUAAUAUUGCUACGUUAUUAGGGCAACAAACUUUUCAUUUUGUUUCAUAGAAGCUCUAAUAAUGCUGUUUGUCUAUUUAUAUUAGUAUGGUCGUCUUGGCGGGGGCACUACCGUGCCCCCAGAUAUAAGUAUGGCUUAUUAUGCGACUGGAAUAAAUUUUAUCUUCAACAUAGCGAUUUCCUGACAAAAUUGUGGCUUAAACUUCCUUUAAAGUACUUAUAAAUCCGAAAAACCAUAAUAUUUAAAUGAAUUAGAAUCAUGUGCGUCUCCACAUAACAUUUAUAUUUGUCAAAAACUACAUAUUUAAAGGCUAUAAAAACUUAAUUUCAUGAAUAUUUAGAAAAACGUCAAAUCCCGUGCUCAGUUACAGCAUUUUACGGUAGUUGAAUAAUCACAAUUUUAGUUUUUUUUUUAUUAUAUAUAUGUAUUUAUGUUAAUAAAUCAUGGCUGUUACAAGUGUGGUUGUGAUUGUACGAUUUCAUAUUUAUUGCGGAGUUUAAUGUUAUUGGGUGUACAGGGGUUUGAAGGGUUUAGCCUCGUUUCUGUCCGCCAUUUUGUUUUGACACAUGAUAAAAUGGCGGACAUUACCGUUACCUCUAUAGUAAAAUGUUCAAACCCCUUCCCCGCCUUUUUUUGUGUAUCUGUGAACCGUUCCAUUUAUACGUAUUUUAAACAGAAGCAAGAUUUUUAUGAGUUACAUAUUUUCAUACCUUUUUUUAUGGACAUAAAGUUAGAUCUUUUGUUGUAUAUGUAAGAAAAUUGUAAAUAUUACGUUCAAGUUUGGGUUUAAAUCAUGUUUAGUGUAAUUUGCCAGUCAGUUUCUAAGUUACCAUCUUAGUGUUACUUAUUGAAAUUUCUGUGUUAUGAGAGGGAGAGAAUUUAAGUUAUACGUGCUACACUGUUUUACAACCGACUUAGUGAACAAUCAAAAAUCAAAACCUUAAAUAUAAAAGUGGAAUUAGUUAAUAUAAAUUGCCAUUACGCUAUCCUUCUUUCUUGUGCUGGCUAGCUAAAUGUUUUUAUUUUUUAACUCUAAAUAUAUGUUCCUUAUUAGUUUUUCAGUUUAUCGUAUAGAUCAGACUUUUAUUUAAUGAAUAAGCCGUGCUUCCUAAAAUGUUUCGACCUGCACAGCCGAGGAAAAGUAGCUGCAAGAAAAUCCUCGGCACAGGGUCAAUGUGUGUGUGAAACGAGGUGUUUUUUUUUUAUGAAAUGUCCGAGGUGUGCUCGCGGUCUGCAACCGGCAGAUGUGCAAUUACAAUUUGUGCAAAUAAUUAUUACAUUUAGCUGGACCACAGAUUACGUCAGAAAAUUCCUUGAGCAAAUAAGUCCCUUUGAGUAGGCGGUAGCAGCAACAGCUUAAUUUUAUCAGUCUUUGAGUCAAUUUUAGGACUUUAGAUGCAGACCCUUUUUCGAGACUGCAAUGCUAAACAAACUCCUCUCACUGCAAUAAUAAAUGAGUUCCUAUUUUAAACAAGAGAUUAUGUAAGCAGAGCUAUACCUCGUCAAUUUUUUUUUGUUUACAUACCUAGAUUGUGACUUAUAUAGAAAAACUAUAAACGAAUUUAAAGCUUUUACUACAGUGCCUACCUAGGUUUCUGUCCGUUAUCUUGAAAAUUGACGAAAAUAGUAAAUAAACAAUUUUCAGGAUGGCGCAAAUGAGACCGAAGUGUUUAUUGUUAAGCUAAUUAUAAAAGUUGCUAUCAUAUGUAUUCAAAUAUACAUCGCAUCAUAGUUAAAAAGUAUACAUAUAUUUUUAAAGUAAGUUAUUGCUAGUUGCUAAAUAAGAUGACGAGGUAAACAUAUUUGAAUACAGUGAUAAUUAAUUAUCCAGAAUAAUGUUCUAGUUCUCCUGAAAUGUAUGUAACGCCGAUUUACCUAAAAAUGUUAGUUCAGUUUUAACUAAAUUUACCUAUAAGCACGGCGAAAAAAGAAAUUGAUAUUUGCAUGUCAAGUGACUAUUUUUAAAUCUGUCAAAAUUAAAUUAAGCUCUGUUUAUCGGAAUUAACACCAUUAGCUAAUGUAUUAAAAAGUUGCAUGUUGCAUGUCAAAACGAAGACUGAAGGCUACAUCCGAAUGUCGAUACGGAAAGCAUAGAACUGAACAUAUUUUGUACCCUUGAAAUAUUAUAAACUCAUCAAAUAAAUAUUUAAUUCUAUAAAA